CUAAAUUCCCAAGCUGAGGGUAUAUGGACGCCUCGUUACUUUCUUGCUGUUUAGGAAAAAAUGAGGCGAAAAUUCUUCCAUCCGUGGCCGAGUCCUCUUUAUUAAUCAACAUCCCUACCCAUUCUUCGUUCAAUAGUACGGAAAUAAGUAAUGACUUAGCCCUUCUCACGCCAGAAUUGGACACAAAAUCUCAAUUGUGUACUUUGUAUUUACCGAAUAACAAAAACAACAAUCAUGAUGAAGGCAUUGUAAAAACUGAAAAUUGUCUACAAAAAAAUGCGUUGACAUUUUCUUCAUCCUCGACAUAUUCUCUUAAUUUAGAUCAGCACAAUUCUUCAUCGAAAUAUAGUUUGGUGCCGCUUGAAAAUGCGAUAAAUUCAAAUUCCUUUUGUCGACUUAAAAUAAAUACGAACAACUCUGAGACAAACAUAAACUCUUGUAACAUAAGAGUCGGUCAUUCUUCGCGUUCGAUAUCUUCCCCGCAAUUGAUGGCUAAGCCACCAUUACGAUCAAAAGUAUACCGAAAAGCUUCCUUAAAAUCAGCCAUCAAUAUUCCGAGUCUUGAUAGUGUUUGUUUCUCUGACACUCGCAUUAUUAAUAUCUCUAAUCGCGCAAAACUACAAGCAGAAAAUAAAAGAACUCUUUCGACGUCUGAAGGAAAAGUGAUAGAAAAUAAUUCUUUAAACGAUUUUGAAGUUACAUCGGAUAUUCUGGUGAAGAAUGUAAAUAAUGUAAUGUGUGAUCCCAGUUCAACUCCAUAUCCGUAUUCCAUGUCGUGUAACAAAGGUGCACAAACGAUAGAAACGGAAGCUCAAGACGACGAGCCCAAAAAUCACAGUUGUGGCAGUUUUCUUCCAAUAUUAUCGUUAAUACCUCAUUCUGUAAUCAGCUUUCAAUACUUAAGUCCCAAAAUGAAGUUCUCUUGGUGGCGGAAUAAGAUUUCGUGAAGGCACGCUUAAUUGGCUGAUUAGUGGAAUCGCUGUUAUUAUUGAUCACAGUUUCAAGCUUACUUAUCAGCCACUUGUGUGUGAACCUUAUAUCUCAUAGUAGGAUUUUUUCUCCUGCCAUUAUGGGAGUCUUUAAUUCAUCAUUGUUUAUCGAUCUGUAAUGUUGAAAAUUUAAUUCUAUAAGACCAUAGAGAAUUUGUGCAUACAGAGAUAGAACUUUGACUACUGUCUUAUUUCUUUGCAACCUUGAAGAGAUAUUUUUAUAAUUUAACAGCAUUCUCUUAAACAUGAACCUCCCACUUUGAAUGCUAAAUGUAAAAAAAUCCCAUACGGUUAUAGCAGAUAAAUUAAGCAAGAAUAAUACACGGUAUUGUUGCUCAUACUUAUUGAUAUUCUGUCCACAUUUCACGGUAGAGAAUGGAAUUCUAUUUUGUGCGAAUUUUGAAAAAAGUCAAUCGUUCGUAAAUGGUAGUAGUGUACAGUAUUUCAUGUUAUAAGCUGGAUUUUUAUCGUACUCAUGGCCUCAUAUUUACAAAUAUGAAUACUAUAUUUAAUAUUUUCCCGAAUCAAUUAACCCAAUAUUUAAAGGUUUAAUUACUCAUGAAAUCUGGUGUACACUCUAUAUUUACUCUCUAAGCAACCUCGAUGCAAUCUAAUGUACACCAAACAUCCAAAUAAUUCACCCCUCAUCAAUAUCCAAAUCGCCCACCGUCUUUUUUUCUCUCUGACUAUAUUUUCAGCAGAUGUUAGAAAAAUUGUAAUCUAAUUUUCAGAAGCAUACUUUGGCACGACAAUCUUAAAUAAGCAGAUGAUACUAGAUUUUUGAUUGUCUUUGAAUGUAAUAUGUACGAGAAAUUGGAUAAUUAUCUACAAAUUUGUUAUUGUCAGAUGUUACUAUGACGUUCUGAAUAUCAAUAAUGAAAGUGAUAAGAUUAGCUAUUCGUUAAAAUUUUUUAAAAAAUUCCAAAUUUAAGUUUUAUGCAUUAUUACAAUUUGCUUUAUUUAUUUUUUGAUUAAAAGCGAAGAAAAGUUUAAAAAUUAGUUAUAAAAUAUAUUUAAUGAAUACAAUAAUUUAGGACUCUUUUUAUAUUUGGAUUUUGGAAGCGAAAAUUUAUUGUACUUUUAUCAAUAAAUUAUUUGUGUCAAAUGUGAUGCAACGACAACUCUGUGCAUGUUACACGCUUUGACUAUCGAAUUUAUAUGUACUCUACAAUACCUGUAAAUAUUUCCAUAAUAAUUUCUCUUUAAGGCGAAGAUCCAGCGAUUAUUCAAUUUUUCGUAAAUUCCAUAAUAUAUUGUAAUACCAGGCGUAGUACACCCAAAUAUGACUCAAAUUGUUAAGAGAGCAUGAUGGUUUGUGUAUGUGUUCUAUAUGGCUACGCCCUCCAAAAAGUUUUAAGAUCGGGUGGCAACAUUUUUUUGAAAAUGAGUUAGAUUUUCAAAAUGGAGAAAAUAAUUAAUUUUUUGAUUCUAAUGGGUAGCUUCUCAUUGUUGGAAAUUUAAAGAAAGUAAUACAAUGUCAAAAAUAAUAAAAAUAGGAACCGUUUUUUUGGUCAAACAUAUGAAAUGCAGAGGAAAGUCCAAAAGCAAAAUUGUUUCGAAGUUCUAUAAAAAGUUAAUUUUUCAUAUUUUGAUACAUUCUUUUAGUAUUUCCAAAAAUCUUU
Molecule: messenger RNA, 2611 nt
Organism: Belonocnema kinseyi
Lineage: Eukaryota; Metazoa; Arthropoda; Insecta; Hymenoptera; Cynipidae
Exons: 1
Coding region: 24-947 (307 amino acids)
Source: RefSeq, a predicted model, not a curated record